Messenger RNA from Oxyura jamaicensis (ruddy duck), 714 nucleotides. RefSeq names its product protein FAM227B-like. The record is from RefSeq and is a predicted model, not a curated record. NCBI's taxonomy places the organism in Eukaryota, Metazoa, Chordata, Aves, Anseriformes, Anatidae. The coding region runs from base 209 to 640 and encodes 143 amino acids. The transcript has 6 exons.
AAUAAUUCCAGUGAUACAAUGUGUUAAGUUUUAUGCACGUACACAUUUAGAUGUAGAUCCAGAUAUAUGAAAAGCCUUUGCGUGAUUAAAUUUUAAUCCAUAAAUUCAUCAAUCCAGACCCUAUUUCUAGCUAAAACUUGCUAUUUUUUAAAAAAAGAUUACUUCUGAGCAAACUGAUGCAGAAAAACUACUGACGCAGACAAAUGAGAUGCAGAAAGCAAAGAUUUCCAAAUACAUUGUUGAGGAAUCAAAAGCUACAAAUGUAGAGAACUGUAACUACCCUGGUUUCAAGCUAAAACAACUUUUAGAAUUACCAAGACAUUUGGAAGCUCCAAAACGUUGCAACUUAGUUAUAAAAGCUCAGCAUUUCCAACCUAACCAAGAAGAUCAAGACCACUUUUUUGAUAGAAUUGCAGAAAACUUUGUGGUGCUUUUUCUUCUUGUUCCCACGAAGGCUAAAGAUACAUUUUUUCAGGUGUAUCCUGACUGUUUGUCACAAGUCAUCUAUGUCAAGUUCUGCGAAGCGUUUCCUGAAUCCAUUGAAAGUUUUGAUGAUGAUUUUAAGGAUGGAUUGGUAGACUUCAUUUUUCAGUGGAUAUCAGAAAUGUGUAUGGGAGAAAUGGAAUCUUCAGAGCUUUAAGGCUACCACAGCAAAUUCUAAUAGUGAAGGUGCUACUGUUAACAUACAGGCUUGUGGAUCUGCCAGUUCUGCAG